AUGAAUUCUGAGGAGGAAGAAAUUUCUUUAACAACAUACAAAGCGAUCAACAAAGAAGUGGCAGAAAGACAGAGCAAAAUAGAAAAACAGAUUAAACACAUGAGAAGAAUGUUAUCGGAGCUGUUGGAGAAUAGUCAAGCAGCAGUU
Molecule: messenger RNA, 147 nt
Organism: Acaulospora morrowiae
Lineage: Eukaryota; Fungi; Glomeromycota; Glomeromycetes; Diversisporales; Acaulosporaceae
Source: the annotation of a GenBank genome assembly